Sclerotinia sclerotiorum 1980 UF-70 is the source of this 540-nucleotide messenger RNA. RefSeq lists its product as hypothetical. Bases 1 to 540 code for a protein of 179 amino acids. The record is from RefSeq and is a predicted model, not a curated record. The transcript has 2 exons. NCBI's taxonomy places the organism in Eukaryota, Fungi, Ascomycota, Leotiomycetes, Helotiales, Sclerotiniaceae.
AUGAAUGAUUUAAGCGAGUGGUGCAGUGCUUGCGCCUCCAUUUCUUUGUUCUGCGAGGCAAUUCUCAGUAACAAGUCCGAUCCAAACAAUAGUAAAGUUUUACGAUCAAAGGGGAUAAAUGGUGUGGUUGGUGGAAUCAUUGGUGCGAUUGUCACUCUGGUAGUUUUGAUUCUGGUUGCGUUGAUACUUGCGCUCCUUGGCUUCAGGAUGCAAUACCGUGAGAAGAAAGUUGCGCACUCCGUUGGAGGCAUCGGCAUCCUGAAAAAGGGCUCACCCACUGAUAUUGGAGGACUCAAAGGCCCAGAAAAGCUUGCUUCAGAUACAGAUCUCAAUAUUAUUCAUGAACCUCGAGUUGGUGCUACCGUAAAGCACGAGAGAGUCGGCAGUUGGGAAAUGGGUAAUGCGCCUGGAAGCAAUAGUGCAAGCUUGGAUAAAGAACCUAAUCGCGGCCAGGAAACAGUAUUUUGCUGUUCUCAAGUGUCGAGGAAAUGGGCAAAUCAGACAGAUAAUCUGGACCAUGCGAAGUUGACAUUGAUAUAA